Physcomitrium patens is the source of this 1515-nucleotide messenger RNA. RefSeq lists its product as uncharacterized. The record is from RefSeq and is a predicted model, not a curated record. NCBI's taxonomy places the organism in Eukaryota, Viridiplantae, Streptophyta, Bryopsida, Funariales, Funariaceae.
AACAUCUUCAUUGCACUUCGUUGCACCAGGAUCGCUAAAACCCUGCCAAAUUUUUCCUGCUCCCCGCUGCUCGGCGUCUCCGAUUCUCGUAGACAUACCGCCUCCUCUCGAGAUUCAGCAAUCGCCAUCUCUCUCCACUAUGUCGAGAUUCAGUUGUUAGUUUUGUGGCGAGGGGAGUUGUUUAGGUUUUUGGGUUUCAGGAAUCAUGGCUGGCCAUUUGCUGCAGCUCAAGCUGCCCGGGGGAUUGAGCUCCAGCUUUGAGUCGUUGGGUGCAGCCAGGCUCACGCGUUCAAAGCAAUGCGGCAAGCGUGCGAAAACAAUGUUGGGUCUGAGUGCGACUGCGAGGCUCGGAGGCGGAGGAUUGCGGCCUAGUUUGAUGCCAAUCGAUGGCAAUUUGCAGGGAAGAAUUAAUUUUUGUAAUAUAGGGUUUUCGGGCAGAAUGAUUGUUGCUGGUGGUGGUGAAGGAGAGUGUAGAGAGGUGAAGGUUGUAGCUAAUGCGGUUGUUAAUGAAGAUGACCUGCAUGAUAACCCAGAGGAGAAUAGCAGCUUCCCGAGCGAGUUUAGGGAGUUGAUAGUGGAUCGGGGUGAUCCUCCCAACUAUUGGCUCUUUGCAGCCGGGUUCCUUGUGGUCCUCUUGAUGCGCGACGUCAUGGUGCGGGAGAUUGCCCUUUGGGGGAUAAACUUUACUCGACUCAUUUUGUAUAUCGCAGAAGGCAUAACAAUUGCGUUCAGCAAACUCUCUGAAGUGGCAACGGAACCCGUCGCUCUUGUGAUGGCUAUAGCUCAGUGGGCAGUAGAAGCAGUCAGCGAAAUGUACGCCCUCAUCGUUGAAAGCCCUGUUGAAUCCCUCGCGAGUUCCUUGUUUGUUACUUUAGCAGUUCUUUGCAUUGGAGAUGCUUCGGCAUCCAGGAUAAAGGGAUCUCGGUCACGGCUGGUAGGAAUUGCAACAUCCAUCGGUUUGGUCGGGGUUUUGGAAUUCAUUCCCCCAGAGGCAGUGCUCCUGUCCUUGAUUGUCCUCACGGCUUUCGCCAAGUUCGUCCAGAAAGCAGAUAUUGUCACAGUCUUCAUGCCAGCGACAGUUGCUUUUGCUGCAAUCUCUUCACCAGUUGUUAAAGUUGCAGCAUUAGGAUUAUUCCUUGCUGUAUCGAUCUAUGCCAAUUGGAGAGCUGCACAAGAACCGACGGAUGCUGAACCAAGUGGGCAACCGCCAUCAGAUCUGGGUGAAAGUGAGGCAAGGACAGGGUUGAGGCCAUUGUUGCUUUUCAAGGGAAUUUCAGCAUGUGUUCUGAUUAGUUUGUCAGCCAAAGUCUUAUAUCUUCGCACAAUGACAUGGCUCGCGCUAAGAACCGUGUAAAAUGCAACAUUUGAAUGAGUGUGGGACUGUGCAACAUAGAAAGAUAGAACCCUUGAACAAGACUUAUCAUAAAUACAUGAUUUCCAGAACUAGUUAUAUUCAACACAUUGUGUAUCAAUACGUGAUAAAGGAGUCAGAAAAUUUUCUGACAUUUCUACUCA